GGUUCACCUACCUGUUCCUGCCAGACCCUGAGGACAUCUCCUCCUCUGUUCUCUCUCUCCCUCCCUCCCUCUCUCUGUCAGCUCACACAAGGAAGUGGUGAUUGAUUCCAAAUAAGAGCAGACAUUUUAAGUGCCUCGAUUAAAAACAUUGGCCUACUAUCAAAGCAGGUUAAGUGCCUGCUACAUUUUCAAUGUUGUGAAGAUCCAGAGCUACUGCUAUUGAAAAGAGUUUUAAAGACUGAGAAACAGUAUUGCAUUGUGGGAAUCAUCACGUCCUUCUAACAUGUCUUCACGUCCUUUCCUCCUUCACCUUUUCAAACUUCAUUUGGACCAGGUCUUACUUUGGGCCCUGCCUCGGUUUACUGUCUGAUUAUGUCCUUUCUGACCUAUUACCCAUACUUUGAAAAAGCUGAAACAAUGCAACAGACCUACACGCUUUACUGAAUCCAGCUGGCACAGGCCUACACGCUGUACUGAAUCCAGCUGGCACAGGCCUACACGCUGUACUGAAUCCAGCUGGCACAGGCCUACACACUGUACUGUAUCCAGAUGGCACAGGCCUACACGCUGUACUGUAUCCAGAUGGCACAGGCCUACACGCUGUACUGUAUCCAGAUGGCACAGGCCUACACGCUGUACUGUAUCCAGAUGGCACAGGCCUACACGCUGUACUGUAUCCAGAUGGCACACUGUUUUGUCUGUUUGCACAGCAGCGAUUUAUUUGCACGUUAUCCAGACCUCACCUAAAAUCUCAUUAAAUUGUAAUUUCUUUCGCCCUAUGAUUUAUAUUGAGUAAAUUUGGUUAUUGUAUUUUUAUAGUACUGUAUAUGACGAUCCCAAAUGACUUGAUAUAGUCCAAAUGGCAUUUGAAACCAGUUUAUACCAAACCCUCUGGACGUGCAAGGGUUACACUGUCCUUAUUAUUCCAUCAAAUUAAACCAUUCUCUUUCCCUCCCUUGUUUUGGUGUUUGUUUGUACUCUACCUCUCACCCUCCUCCUCUUCUUCUCUCCCUAAUGUCCUUCUCCUGGAUGCCCCUGCUCUUGCUGGCCCCUCCUGUGAGCCCCAAGGCAUGUGCUACAUUGAGACGUCAAACUUGGAUGGAGAAACAAACCUCAAAAUCCGGCAGGGACUGCAAAUCACCUCGGAGAUCAAGGACAUAGACAGCCUGAUGCGUCUCUCUGGGCGCAUGGAGUGCGAGAGCCCCAACCGCCAUCUCUAUGAGUUUGUGGGGAACAUCCGUCUGGACGGACACAGCACCAUGCCUCUGGGUCCGGACCAGAUUCUGCUGCGAGGUGCCCAGCUGAGGAACACCCAGUGGGUCCAUGGCGUUGUGGUCUACACUGGACACGACACCAAGCUCAUGCAGAAUUCCACACGGCCGCCUCUGAAGCUGUCCAAUGUGGAGCGCAUCACAAACUUCCAGAUUCUACUGCUGUUCGGCUGUCUACUGGCCAUCUCUCUGGUUUGUUCAAUCGGACAGACCAUCUGGAAGUACCAGUACGGCAAUGCAGCCUGGUACAUGGACUUGAACUAUGGUGGUGCCGCAAACUUUGGCCUCAACUUCCUCACCUUCAUCAUUCUCUUCAACAACCUGAUCCCCAUCAGUCUGCUGGUGACUCUGGAGGUCAUUAAGUUCACACAGGCCUUCUUCAUCAACUGGGAUACAGACAUGCUCUAUGAGCCCACUAACACCCCAGCCGUGGCUCGCACUUCCAACCUGAAUGAAGAACUAGGACAGGUGAAAUACAUCUUCUCCGACAAGACGGGGACUCUGACCUGCAACGUGAUGCAGUUCAAGAAGUGCACCGUUGCCGGCGUGGCCUACGGUCACAUACCUGAGGCUGAGGAAGGUAGUUUUGCUGAGGAUGACUGCCACAGCACACAGUCGUCAGAGGAGGCCGGAUUUAAUGACCCCAGCUUGCUGGAAAACCUCCAAAGUAAUCACCCCACUGCUCCUGUCAUCCUGGACUUCAUGACCAUGUUGGCCAUCUGUCACACGGCCGUCCCCGAGCGCACCGAAGAUACGAUUGUCUACCAGGCUGCCUCACCAGACGAAGGGGCUCUGGUGAGGGCAGCAGCGAACCUGGGCUUUGUGUUCUCCGGUAGAACCCCAGACAGUGUCAUCAUUCAAGCGCUUGGAGCCGAGGAGAAGUAUGAACUGCUCCAUGUUCUAGAGUUCACCAGUACUAGGAAGAGGAUGUCAGUCAUCAUGCGUACUCCAUCUGGCAAGAUCCGCCUCUACUGCAAAGGAGCUGACACGGUAGUCUACGACCGUCUGGCCGACAGUUCCAGGUAUAAAGAGAUCACUCUGAAACACCUGGAGCAGUUUGCCACAGAGGGGCUGCGUACUCUGUGCUUUGCUGUGGCUGAGAUUAGUGAGUCAACCUAUCAGCAAUGGUUGGAGGUGUUCCACCGUGCCUCCACCGCCCUGCAGAACCGAGCCCUCAAACUGGAGGAGAGCUAUGAGCUCAUCGAGAAGAACCUGCAACUCUUAGGGGCCACAGCCAUCGAGGACAAGCUCCAGGACAAGGUGCCUGAGACCAUUGAGACGCUGAUGAAGGCCGACAUCAAGAUCUGGAUCCUGACCGGGGACAAGCAGGAGACUGCCAUCAACAUCGGACACUCCUGCAAACUUCUGACCAAGAACAUGGGCAUGCUGGUGAUCAACGAAGACACACUUGACGCAACCAGGGAGACCCUCAGCCACCACUGUGGAAUGCUGGGAGACGCCCUUUACAAGGAGAACGAUUUCGCUCUCAUCAUCGACGGAAAUACGCUAAAAUACGCCCUCACGUUUGGAGCACGGCAGUACUUCCUAGACCUUGCCUUGUCCUGUAAAGCCGUGAUAUGCUGCAGGGUGUCUCCGCUGCAGAAGUCUGAGGUGGUGGAGAUGGUGAAGAAGCAGGUGAAGGUGAUCACACUCGCCAUCGGCGACGGCGCCAACGAUGUGGGAAUGAUCCAGACGGCACAUGUGGGCGUGGGCAUCUCUGGCAACGAGGGCCUGCAGGCCGCCAACUCCUCCGACUACUCUAUCGCACAGUUCAAAUACUUGAAGAAUCUUUUGCUGGUCCACGGCGCCUGGAAUUACAACCGCGUAUCCAAGUGUAUCCUGUAUUGCUUCUACAAGAACAUUGUCCUGUACAUCAUCGAGAUCUGGUUUGCCUUCGUCAAUGGAUUCUCUGGUCAGAUUCUGUUUGAGCGCUGGUGCAUCGGCCUGUACAAUGUGAUUUUCACUGCUCUGCCUCCUCUCACGCUGGGCAUAUUUGAGCGUUCAUGCAGGAAAGAGAACAUGCUGAAGUACCCGGAACUCUACAAAACCUCCCAGAAUGCCAUGGGUUUCAACACCAAGGUCUUCUGGGCCCAUUGUCUGAAUGGCCUCUUCCACUCGGUCAUCCUCUUCUGGGUCCCCCUCACAGCCUUCCAGCACGAUACGGUCUUUGGCAACGGAAAGACCCCGGACUAUCUCCUCUUAGGCAACAUGGUUUAUACAUUUGUGGUCAUCACCGUGUGCCUAAAAGCUGGCCUGGAGACCUCAUCGUGGACUAUGUUCAGUCACAUUGCCAUCUGGGGCAGCAUCAGCCUGUGGGUGGUGUUCUUCGGUAUCUACUCCUCUCUGUGGCCGCUCAUCUCUCUGGCUCCGGACAUGUCUGGCGAGGCGGACAUGAUGUUCAGUUCGGGAGUCUUCUGGAUGGGCCUGAUAUUCAUCCCUGUCACCUCCCUGGUCUUUGACGUGGCCUACAAAGUUGUGAAGAAGGUGUGCUUUAAAACCCUGGUGGAUGAAGUGCAGGAGCUGGAAGCCUUGUCCAAGGACCCAGGAGCCCUGGUGCACGGGAAGAGCCUGACGGAGAGGGCACAGCUCCUGAAGAACGUCUUCAAGAAGAGCACUGUCAGUAUGUACCGAUCGGACUCCAUGCAGCAGAAUCUGCUACAUGGCUACGCCUUCUCUCAAGACGAGAACGGAGUGGUGUCCCAGUCGGAGGUCAUCCGGGCGUACGACACCACCAAACAGCGGACCAACGAGUGGUGAAACCACACCCCUCUCUGCCUGGCUGGCCUUUUAAGAGCCACAGCCAUUUUCGAUGGUGAUUUGAACCUGACGGGGAAGUCUCCGGAUAACCCCAGCCCGAGCAUCGCAGGAUAUUGGACAUGAUAAAGGAAAAGAAAGAGGGAUGUCUUGUACUUCAAAAAGGGAAAAAAAUAGGAACAAAAAAGUGUUCAAAAAGUAUUCACUGCUGUAGUUGUGUCCAGCAGACAUGAGCACUGUGCUUGCAUUUUUAGCAGUCUGUGGUCUGAAGUUCCUCUGUUCUUGUUCUAUCUAAUGAAGAGGUUUCACUUCUUAAUAUCUCCUCCAUUCCUAUUAAUAGACCCCAAAAAAUAUGUAGUUUGCUCCAAAAUCGUCAAAACUGUUAUGUGUGUACUCUAAUUGGUGACUGAAUAAUCCAAAUUUGAUUUUGACCCCCCCACCACCCCACCAAAUAUUUUGUUUUGUUUGUAAAUGCAGAUUGCGAAAUAGCAGUUGUAAAUGCAAUCUCUUUCAAGUCGGCUGUAGCUUCGAUUUAAAAAAAAUUACAACUCAACCAAGAAUAUUGACACUCCUGAGUCUAUUCCAGCUCUGAAUGGACCACUUCAGAACAGACAUUUUGUUGUUUUGUUGUUAUUUUGCACUUCUACUGUAUAAAAAGGCCUUACAUUUGUUCAUGCCUUCAGCCAUACUUGUUUGUUUUUCUUCUAAAUGUUAUUAUUUUAGAAUGAUGUAGUUAUCGUGCCCAAGUUGAGUUGUUUUUUUUAAUGAUAGCCGCUUGUAACUCGUCCAAUUUCCACCAUUUUAUUACAGCACUUUGAUUGCUCUAUACAAGUAAUUGCAUUCCACACAUUACUCGGCUGCAACAAUCACAAUGGUGCCUGACUUUUUCCCUGAUUAGAAUACGUAAGAUAUCCUAGCUAGCUAGUUUAGAACAGUGCUCUACCCACUAAUUGGCAAGAUGAGCUCAUUGUCCCCCAUAUAUUGCUCCCCAGUACACAAUGUGGUAAAAAGUAAAGUGGUAUAUAUAAAAUCACAGGCUCCAUUGUUGCUUUCUUUCUACCCAGUGUUUUGGGGGUGGCUGUAUGACGAUCUUGUUGAAUUUCCGUAUGCUUACAGUGGCGGCUCUUCUUUCAAAAACGUCUUUUCCCUUCGAAUAGAGAGUUUAUCCUUCUAACAUAAGUGCCAUUAGCUUAAGGGAGAGAGAAAAUUUGCCAGGAAACUCCACACAGUAUCAAAACGACUUUCUCUAUAGUUAUUUUGAGAAUUUGUAUUUUUAUAUUGGAGAAGUACGAAUUUUUGCAUUGACCUGCUUUGUAAUGAAUAAUUGUCCAUGUUUUUCCUUUUUUUCUCUCAGACAAAAAAUAGAAUGCCCAAAUGAAUGCCGAAAAAUAUAUUUCUUAAAUGUCUCGUUAUUAUUGUCAUUAUAGUACCUGCUUUGUUUAUUUAAUAAUUAACUGUGUUUGUUCUCUUCUCCCUAUGGGAGAUCGGUUUCCAUACCGGCUGCGUGUGUAUGUGUGCGCGUUAAUCCGCCAUCUGCAUGUGCAUGUGGGUAUGUGUGUGUGUGUGUGUGUAACCUCUUCUACUGUGGGUAACUUCUACAUACGCAUGUCUGUGUCAUUUGUGUGAGACUGGGAGCCCUUAGAACCUCAGGUCUCCUUUUGCAUUCUUUGACUGUGUUUUUGUAUAUGUUUGAGGAUGUGUGGGUGACUGACUGUGUGUGUGGUGUCGCUUGCUCCUCUGGUCUGUCUGCAUGACUCCAGGUAUAAUUAUGGUGUACUGUCUGCUGCUGUAUGGCCCUCUGUGUAUGGCCAGACCUCAGCCCUGGGGGUCCUGGGCUCUGACGCUAAGGCUCUCGCUUGACAGGCGAUGUUGCACAACGCACUCUGUUACCUUUCCAAUAGUGGAUAUUUUGUUAUUAUCUGGUUAUUGGUUUCAGUGUAUUUUCUCUGGGUCUACAUGUUUGUAACUUGUCUAGGUUUUUGUCUCUCAUGCAGUGUACCUCUACUUUACUACAAACCUUGUUGUGUUUCUUCCUGGUUUAAGUGAGGGUAUCAGUAAAGAUGUAUUUUGUUACGCUAUACUUUUGUGUUUCGAUUGAUUAGAUGUCAACUGCUGUCACAAUUCCAAAAUGCUGAAUGUGAGUCUUCUGAUGUGAAAGUGGUUGUGGAAGGCUUGGACUGUUGCUUUUUGUCUGUGAAAGUUGUGGGCUGCAUGAAUGGACUAAAACCUUCUCCGGCUAAGUGUUUAUUGUACUACUUUGAUUCUCCCUCAAGUGUGGGUCACUUUACAGAAAAAAAUGCACUUUUCAAUUUGUUUCAAUAUCAUUUAAUGAUUGUUCUGCAUGUUGGGACUGCAAACUUUUAAGUGUUCUGUCUUUUACUGCCAUAAAGGACUACUACUAAAAUAAACUUUUCAAACAUGGAAACCAA
This is a messenger RNA of Oncorhynchus masou masou (cherry salmon), 6454 nucleotides long. RefSeq names its product phospholipid-transporting ATPase IA-like. Gene Ontology annotation, molecular function: ATP hydrolysis activity; ATP binding; ATPase-coupled intramembrane lipid carrier activity. The record is from RefSeq and is a predicted model, not a curated record. Bases 1071 to 4028 code for a protein of 985 amino acids. Gene Ontology annotation, cellular component: plasma membrane. The transcript is spliced from 31 exons. Gene Ontology annotation, biological process: phospholipid translocation. Lineage: Eukaryota; Metazoa; Chordata; Actinopteri; Salmoniformes; Salmonidae.